AUGAAGUCUACACUCAUUAUCUCUGCUGCUGGCCUGGCUGCGGCUUCAGUGUCCCUUGAUGGUGCUGUUUACACCGGCAAAUCUACUCACUAUGGCGGAAACCUGAACGGCGGAGCUUGCUCCUUCAACACCUACACCUUGCCCUCUGGCAUCUGGGGCACUGCUUAUUCUGGACAGGUCUGGGAUAGCUCUGCUGCCUGCGGUUCUUGUGUGGAGGUCACUGGACCUAACGGCAACACCAUCACUGCCAUGGUCGUCGACAAGUGCCCCGAAUGUGACCAGGGCCACUUGGAUCUGUUCAUCAACGCCUUCGCCGAGCUUGGAAACACUGGUGAUGGCAUCAUCUCCACUUCGUACAAGUUCGUCAAGUGUCCCAUCACCACGCCCCUCACCCUCCGCAACAAGGAGGGCACCUCCAAGUAUUGGUUCGCGAUGCAGGUCGUCAACUCGAACGAGCCCGUGGAGAGUCUCGAAGUCAGCACCGACGGAGGCAGCACCUGGUCCAAGACUGAGCGCCAGGACUACAACUUCUUCCAAAACGCUAGCGGUUUCGGCAGUGACACCGUUGACGUGCGUGUCACCAGCACCCUGGGCAACGUCGUAACCGUCAAGAACGUCAGCAUUGCCGCCCUCUCCGAGACCAAGGCCUCGUCCAACUUUUCGGGAUCUUCCAACGCGACGCCCGACACCGCCUCCUCCUCCUCUUCAUCGGCUGCAGCAGCUCCCUCGUCCUCCGCGGCGGCUUCGUCUGCUGCUUCCUCGGUUGCCUCCUCGGCCACCUCUGCUGCUGCCACCUCAUCCACUGCUGGCUCCGAGCCUCAGUCCUCGCUCUUCUCCCAGGUUCCCGACGCAACCACCACUGCGCCAGCUUCCUCCCAAGCCCAGCCCACCGCCAGCUCCUCUGCUGCCCCCACCUCCACCACACGCCCCAAGUGCAAGCGUUCCAAGAACAAGAGAUCCAAGCGCUCGGUCCGCCGUGACCUCUAG
Messenger RNA from Clonostachys rhizophaga, 987 nucleotides. NCBI's taxonomy places the organism in Eukaryota, Fungi, Ascomycota, Sordariomycetes, Hypocreales, Bionectriaceae. The record is from the annotation of a GenBank genome assembly.